UAUUAUUGUGGGGGUAAAAUUACAAAUAUGGUAUUAUGUUGGGGUGAAUUGCGGAAAUUGUAUUUUCCUUAUUAAGAUUACGAACGGUAUUAUGAUUUGAUUCAAUUGAGAUUUGUCGUCUUCCUUCUUUCCCUCUCUAUUCCAUAAUAAACACACGUACACGCAGUUGGGGUUUCUGAAUUGUUUCAGAAUGCAAGGAAUCAUCGGCAAUGGCGGAGCAGCAUCGGAAACCUUCAAGUCCACGGCUCUAAUCAAAUUCUCCGGCUUCUUUCUGAUUUCAGUCGUUUUCUUUUACUUGGGCAAGCAUUUCUCCGACGGCUCCGCUCUGCAGCUCGUUUUCUUCUCCUCACACCAAAACCCUCAACCCCAAACGCCGCCGUAUUCCUCCGCCGUCGCUCUUUCUCCUAAUAUCAACACAACCGUCGAUGUCACUCCCCUCAUUAACAAUAUCGUUUCUUCACAAGCUUCCACAAAUCAACAACAAACCUCAUCUUCGGCGUCGCCUCCUCCGCCGCCGACGCCGCCGGCAUUGCAGAGGAUGGGCGUGAUCGAUGAGGACGGCAGGAUGACGGAAGAUUUUGAGGUGGGGGAGUACGAUCCCGAAUCGGUUGAGAAUUUAGGGAGAGGGAAUGAGAGUGUGAGAGACGGGAAUCGGAGUAAUGGGGUUAGGGUUAGGGUUAGGGUUGAGAAGUUCCCCAAAUGUGGAGAUAGUAUGAGAGAGUACAUACCCUGUUUGGACAACGAGGAAGCAAUUAAAAAGUUGAAUUCGACUGAGAAAGGCGAGAAAUUUGAGCGGCACUGCCCCGAAAAAGGCAAUGAGUUGAAUUGCGUGAUCCCUGCUCCUGAAGGUUACAAAACUCCAAUUCCAUGGCCGAGAAGCCGCGACGAGGUCAACUUUUUAUUUUUAUUUUUAAAUUAUUUGAAUUUUAUCUAUUUCACAUCUUAUUAUGCUAUACAGGUUUGGUUUAGCAAUGUGCCUCAUGCUCGUUUAGCAGAGGAUAAAGGCGGUCAGAAUUGGAUCACCGUUUAUAAGGACAAGUUCAAGUUUCCCGGAGGUGGCACUCAGUUCAUCCAUGGAGCAGAUGAGUACUUGAAUCAAAUCGAAAAGAUGAUUCCUGAAAUUGGAUUUGGGCGACACACUCGAGUUGCUUUGGACGUUGGUUGUGGUGUUGCGAGUUUUGGUGCUUAUUUAUUGUCGAGAAAUGUGAUCACACUCUCUGUAGCGCCGAAAGAUGUUCAUGAGAACCAGAUACAGUUUGCACUUGAGCGUGGCGUGCCUGCAAUGGUGGCUGCAUUUGCUACAAGGCGUUUGCUUUAUCCGAGUCAAGCUUUUGACUUCAUACAUUGUUCAAGGUGUAGGAUCAACUGGACUCGUGAUGACGGAAUUUUGCUACUUGAGGUCAACAGGAUGCUUCGAGCAGGAGGGUAUUUUGCUUGGGCCGCACAGCCUGUUUAUAAGCAUGAAGCAGUCCUCGAAGAACAAUGGGAAGAGAUGGUUAACCUUACCAAUCGUCUUUGUUGGACACUUGUAAAAAAGGAGGGCUACAUUGCAAUAUGGCAGAAACCGUUAAAUAACAGCUGCUAUUUGAAACGAGAGGAAGGGGUCAAACCACCACUGUGCGAACCUGAUGAUGAUCCAGACCGUGUGUGGUAUGUUGACUUGAAAGCAUGCAUAUCACGUUUACCCGAGGAAGGAUACGGUUCAAAUGUUACAUACUGGCCGGAGCGCUUACAGAAUCCUCCAGAUAGGCUUCAAACCAUACAAAUUGAUGCUUACAUAUCGAGGACAGAGCUUUUUAUUGCAGAAUCGAGAUACUGGAAAGAAAUAAUCGAUGGCUAUAUACGUAUUUUACGAUGGAAUACAUUGAAUCUUAGAAAUGUGUUGGACAUGAGAGCAGGGUUUGGAGGUUUUGCAGCAGCACUUGCUGAAAAUCAUCUUGAUUGCUGGGUGUUAAAUGUUGUCCCUGUUAGUGGACCGAAUACGCUGCCUGUCAUAUAUGACCGCGGUCUCAUAGGAGUUAUGCAUGAUUGGUGUGAGCCAUUUGAUACAUAUCCGAGAACCUACGACUUAAUUCAUGCUGCUGGACUUUUCUCAAUCGAACGCAAAAGGUGCAAUAUUACAACCAUCAUGCUUGAAAUGGACCGUAUAUUGAGGCCAGGUGGGCGUGUGUAUAUUCGUGAGUCACUGAGUAUAGUGGAGGAACUUGAAGAGAUUGGAAGAGCAGUGGGUUGGCAUGUUUCGUUGAGGGACCCUUCUCAGGGCCCGCAUGCUAGUUAUAGGAUCUUAGCUUGUGAUAAGCCUUUCACACGGGACUGAAAUACCGAACCGAAGAAGUUAUAUGGAUCUCUCCGAAUUGUGUAUACAGUUUCUCUGCACAUUGACUUGGGCAAUACUAAGCAAUGAGCUCAAAACGUACAUUUUCGAAUAAAUGAUAAAAAUGAAUGAUAUUCCAAGAAUUAUGCACUUUGCAGAUUUACACGGCUGUAUGGACAGUAAGCCCUGCACACAGUAACUGAUAUGAGAAGGAAACUCGACCCGUUGUUUUUUUUUUUUUUUUUUUUUUGGUGCCGUUAGCCAGUAGCAUUUAUAUUAUACGAUUUUAUAUAGUCCCUUAGCCUUUUUAUUUUGGCUCUCUUACUAUAUAUUUUUUUUUCUUUUUUUUUUGGUUUGGAGGUUGUAGGCACUUGUAUAAUCUAUUAGGCAAAAAGAGAAGCUUCAAUUCUUGUAUUUUUUUCCUGCAAUUUUUUUUUUUGACACAAUUUAUUUUUUAUGAUCUGUUAUUAUACUUUU
Messenger RNA from Erythranthe guttata (spotted monkey flower), 2791 nucleotides. RefSeq names its product putative methyltransferase PMT11. The record is from RefSeq and is a predicted model, not a curated record. Lineage: Eukaryota; Viridiplantae; Streptophyta; Magnoliopsida; Lamiales; Phrymaceae. Gene Ontology annotation, molecular function: methyltransferase activity. Gene Ontology annotation, cellular component: trans-Golgi network; endosome; cytoplasm.